Molecule: messenger RNA, 1374 nt
Organism: Peronospora belbahrii
Lineage: Eukaryota; Oomycota; Peronosporomycetes; Peronosporales; Peronosporaceae
Source: the annotation of a GenBank genome assembly
AUGGGGCGGUUCUUAGGGACAUCUCCCACUUCGAAUAUUGAACGUGGACGUCGAUACGAAGUCAUACCACGAGAUAAUAACGACGACGAAGAAGAAGAAGACGAGAAUAUUUCUAUACAUUUACAUAUGCAGCAUCAAGUAGAAGCUGAGAACACUCACGUAACAACAACUACUAGUAGUGUUACAAGCAGGUCAGCACUUAUACAGAGUGAUUGUGAGGUUCAAAUGGACGUAGAGGAGACAAAAACAAACAAUUUACAACGUCAUUAUCAAGAAAAGAAGGAGGAGGAAGAAGAAGAAGAAGACAGGAUAGAGACACGACCAGGACAGAAUCAAGAGAAUGAGACAAGUGUGGAUAUUGAUACAAUUCAUGUCCGUAUUUUAGACUUGAAUGGUAAAUUCUUUAAUAUUUCAUGUCGUUUAGACUGGAGUGUGGCCCACAUGAAGCAAAAAGUGCUUGAAAGCACCGAAGUAGCAAUUGCAUCACAACGACUUAUCUACCGUGGUCGUGUACUAGAAGAUAAUGCAUCAUUGGAGAGUUAUAAGGUGGAAGAUGGACAUACUGUUCAUUUAUUUGUACGAGCAGCAUCUACGCCUGAUCCUGAGAUAUUGAGUGCGGAAUUGAAUGCGAAUGGAAGUAUUAGUGGAGAACGAGAGGACGGUGUUACGGUUGUAAAUAUUAACAGUGAUAUUGUAUCGUCCGCUGUCUUCCCGUCUGACUCAGCGAGACGAGUUGACCCGUUGAUGCUGGAUUCAUCGCUUGGCAAUUGUGCACGUCGUGUAAAACUCUGGAGUUCUUUCUUACUGAUUAUUUACACGAUGAAGGUGAUGAGUCAAUUUGCGCUACUUGCAAACGAUCAUCAACAGCGUGCAGCUCAGCAGGGACAGAACGUUAUGGGGACUAGUGAAACUGAUCGGACCAUUAACCGCUACGACGAUUAUCCACAAUACUACUAUACACCAGACCCGCUUAUUGGCGGGAUUGAGCUUAUGGUACACUGCUUUGGUGUGUACGUGGGCUGUGUGGGUUUCAAGGCAGCACAUGACACGGACAUUCGCCCUAUUCGUUUUUAUUGCCGAGGUGUCGUAUGGCUCUCCAUUCUGACAGUAUUAGAGCAGCUUUACACGACUGUACAGAUUGCCGGGUCUGACUUUCCGAAGGAGCGCGUGCGUUACCCUUACGGCGGGCAAGGGCCGACCAAGGACGAUAUAGUAUCAGCGAACAUUUUCCAGACCAUCGUACUUGUUGGUAUGUGGAUUAUUGCCAUUCGCCACUCGUACCUGCAUCAGCGUGAGGUAUCCAUCUACAACCAGUCCUUUGCAACGGCAGCCAUGAAUGCCGCGCCUCCUGUACACCUGCCUGAAGUGGUGUAA